CUAGCAAUUUGUGAAAGACAUUUUAGGAAGAAAAUUUUAUUAAGUUGUCAUGCAUAUUUCUGUAAAUAAUAUAUAUUUUCACACGCUUUUUGAGUAACGGGCUAAUGGGUUCUCUUCCAACGGGACACUUCACCUUGCAACAAUUGGCGAAUAUGGCGCUUGGAGGAGAGCAGUUGACCAGUGUCAAUACAAUGGUACUGCACAGCUUGUUGGAUCUUCUAUUGAAAAAGUUAAAUUGUGAAAACGAGAAAGUGUCAAUAAGCGGCUAUGAAGCCAAGCAAAUAGAGAAACUUUUGAACACGAGCUCUAUAUCGCCCAUUAUUUUCAAGGAGGAGAAUUUCGAUGUGAUUUUAGAGAAAUUUGACAAUAUAGACGAGUUGGAGAAGCAGCUAAAUGAGACCGAGGAAAAAUUGAGUGAGCAUUUGAUUGGCAUUCGUCGCUUUUUAAAAAGGUUCGAAACACUAGAACCAUGUCGGUUCGACGAUGACGAUUACUAUGAAUUAUGCGAGGAUCUGUGUAGUACAAUGGAUCCAGAUAUCAAAAUCGCUUGUGAGACAUUGGCCAGAUCGAAUUUUUUGAAGACUAUAUUGAUGCGCAUGUGCCAUCCGAUCUUGAAAGCUUACCAUGCUAUGGAAAAGAAAUUAUGUGUGCUUGAGGGUGAGGUAUGUGCACUAAUCAAACGGGUGGACGAAACAUUUGACAAUUCUCAUCUAAUCAACGUUGUACAAUUGGAGUUUGAAUGGUGUCGUGGCGAAUUGGACCGUGUGCAUAGCAGCUUUAUGAAAGCUCUAAAUGAAAUACAAGAUAUAAUCGAUGCAAAGGUCAACAAAUGUCAAAUGCUACAGCUAAAGGAGUACGUAACCGAACGCCUAGACGCUAUUUGGCUAAAACUGAACAAACUGGGCAUUGAAGGCCGUUGCCAGAGGGCUUCAGCUAUUGUAAUCGAAAAACAGAUGCCGGCUUCCGCGGUGACGCCAAAGAAAAUUUCGAAAACGCCAUGUUCGUGUGAUGGUGUCCACCUACAAUUAGCUAAAGAACAAAAGCUACUUGAGCGCAUGCGGCGUAUAGAUAAUAAAUUCAUUGAAACACUUCUCGAAACCCAAUGGCGAAAGUCUAAUGCAACACCACCGAUAAAAAAUACACAAAUUUCAUAAUCGGAAAUAUAGCUGUCAUCAUCUGUAUAUCUGUAAUAAGACGCUUAAAUUUUUUGCAUAUAUCUUUUAGGUUUCUACGACUCCCAAAGGAAGAAAAUAAGACCGUUUCAUAUUUUUU
Molecule: messenger RNA, 1272 nt
Organism: Zeugodacus cucurbitae (melon fly)
Lineage: Eukaryota; Metazoa; Arthropoda; Insecta; Diptera; Tephritidae
Exons: 1
Coding region: 105-1154 (349 amino acids)
Source: RefSeq, a predicted model, not a curated record